AUGGCUACGUCCGACGCGGCAACUCACGACCCUCUCCUUUCCCUCCGCCGCGCAAUUGCGGCCGGCAGCCUCCCAACACCGACGACCUCCCCCGAGCUUUCUGAUGCAACGGCCACCGAGGACCUCGCCAAAGCCUCAUAUCUUUACUUCACACAGCCGACCCCUCAAACAAUUCCAUUGGCGACCCCGACGCGAUUUAUUUCCGCGAACUCAGGCUCCCCGGUUGACCUGCGCAGUAUCCUGUUCGCUUGGCAGAACAAAGAUGUCGCUAUCCCCGAGUACUUUGCCUCGGCCAAUCAGUUCAAUGAGACAUUGAAACAGAAGGGCCCACAAGAAGAUGACAAGGAAGAAAGCGUACAGAUUCUUGUCUUCGUCGAACGUCUCGAUCUCAUCACUUGGCUGGAAGGCGCUUCCGAUGAAAGUGAACAUAUCAAGCCUCUUGAGGGUGCUGCUGCCGCUGCGGAAGCAGCCGCUAAAGCAGCCGGUGCUGCACAGGCCGAGGCCGCCGCCGGAAUCGCGGCUGGCACGGCUGGCGGUGCCUCGACCGCGCCUGGUACCGCAGGAGCAGCACCAGCUGGAGCUCAAGCUGGCCGCCCACAGAAGCUCAUUGGGCCUCGGCUGCAGGAGAUUUACAAUGGAGAGCGCAAGACAGGUGACCGGAACACAGUGCUACGCGGAAUUAAGCCAACAGACUUCUCCCAUGUUCGUAAGAGCGCUGAAGUAUUCCUCAGCCGCAACCGCUCCGGUCACCCAGCCAAAACCGGCAGCAAGCCCCAGGUUCCCGCGCCCUCAGCAGGACUCCCGAUCUCAUCGCGCAAGUCCACAUCACACUCGCGCCCAGAUCCUAUUAUCCUGAUCUCGCCUUCCGCCUCCUCCCUCAUCCGCAUGUCGAACGUCAAGUCCUUUUUGGAGGAUGGUGUCUUUGUGCCACCCGACCACCCAACUCUUUCCAGCGCAACCAACGCGAAUCUGGUGAAGCUGGAACGCCCUCUCCGCGGAGACCCCUCCAACCCGAACUCCGGCGCAAUUGGCUCCCGGGGCGGCUCCAAGCCCACCAGACCGACAAAGUUCAUUAUCGUCGACGGCACCACCAAUUUCAAGCCCGAGUACUGGGACCGCCUUGUGGCCGUCUUCACUACCGGCCAGACUUGGCAGUUCAAGUCUUACAAGUGGUCGUCCCCACCCGAGCUGUUCAAGCACGCCACUGGUGUUUAUGUAGGAUGGCGAGGCGAGGAUGUCCCUAGCCAAGUUAAGGGCUGGGGCCGCGGCGUGCAAAAUUUCGCUGUUGAGCGCUGGGAUGAGAAGAAUGGUCCGCAGGGUGGUGGUCGCUGGCGUGAUCGUGAGAUCGUCGAGGGUAUCUGGACUGCUAUUGAGGAGGGCAUGAGACUUCGUGGUUGGUCCAAAUAG
Messenger RNA from Penicillium antarcticum, 1407 nucleotides. Its product is annotated as RNA polymerase II accessory factor CDC73 family protein. Lineage: Eukaryota; Fungi; Ascomycota; Eurotiomycetes; Eurotiales; Aspergillaceae. Gene Ontology annotation, cellular component: Cdc73/Paf1 complex. Gene Ontology annotation, molecular function: RNA polymerase II complex binding. The transcript is spliced from 2 exons. The record is from RefSeq and is a predicted model, not a curated record. The coding region runs from base 1 to 1407 and encodes 468 amino acids. Gene Ontology annotation, biological process: positive regulation of transcription elongation by RNA polymerase II; transcription elongation by RNA polymerase II.